GGUUCAGGGUGGACCCACUGUUGUGGGCGACAACAAAGCUGACAUUUUUAUCACCAUGCUCCUGCUUGUAUCUAUUGCUUUGCUAGAGCUGCUUCAGCCACUGCUUUACUGGACCACCAUUUGGGGCAGAGUAUCUUUUGUUUGUCAGUAUAUCAGACAACAACAGCCAUUGCGGCAUGGCUUCAGCUGCUGCAUGAUGAGAGUUAAGGAGCUUCUCACCAAGAUCGGUCUGCGUGUGUCGUCAAAUGGGAGCUACUGGCAGGACAUGCUUGGGCAAUACUCGUUGCUUGCAUCAGUCAGCCGCAAUAAACCGAUUAAGCAGCUGGGGAGAAAACGUAGUAGAUUUAUUAAGUGUAUGAAUCUUUUGGACUACAGGGCACUUAAUUUUUAUCCAGCGAUUGCCUCCUUCAAGAAGAAGAACCCUGUAGACAAACCUAUCAAGUUGUCCCCACAAGUGAAGGAGGCAGUUGCCAAGUCCCUGCUGCAACAUGCUGCUGCUGGUCAUGGUAAUCUGACGAACGGAGUGUCAUCAUUGAAGUCCAAUGGAGCUCAUCACCUCUUAUGGGCUUGUGACCCAGACCCAGCUGCACGCAUCUUGCAGAAUCAGACGCCCUCUAUUUUGAUAUGGCACAUCGCGACAUGCUGCUGCGAGAAGAAACCGCCCAACUACCAGCAUGAAGAAGAGCUGAAAAAUUUCCAGGUCGCCACUGCGCUGUCCAGAUACUGUGCGUACCACAGCUUCUUCCUGGGCACCACUAUGACACAGCGUGUGUGCUGCAUGCGGUCGGAGAGGAAUCCGUGCAGUUUCUUCGUGAACGUGGAAAAAAGGAGUUCGACGCCAUGGCCCUGCAAGGCUAUGAGCCACCACCGGAGGGCGAGCCAACUAAGGGCAUAUUCGAGAGUGGCUUGAAGCUGGGGAAGCAGCUGGAGGAGAUGCCAGAGAAGAUGCGUUGGAAGGUCCUGGCCGACUUCUGGCCUGAGAUGUUGCUCUACAUCUCGCCGUCAGACAAUGUCAAAGAGCACAUCCAGCGGCUCGCCAAGGGAGGCGAGUUCAUCACCCAUCUCUGGGCUUUGCUCUCGCACGCCGGCAUCCUUGAGCGUCCGAAGCAGGAGCAUCACCCCGGAAGCAGCGUAUGACCGAAAGUGGAGCGUGUUGCUAAAAGAGGAAGAACGCACAAUUCUAACAGAGUGGCGUGAUGCUGUGCUGGACAAGCUAAAGCAAGUGAAGGCUCAAAAUCUACCUAACUCAAUCUAGCUUUGCUGUCAUCUGGUUUUGAUAGGCGUCUCUUAGUUC
Messenger RNA from Oryza sativa Japonica Group (Japanese rice), 1294 nucleotides. NCBI's taxonomy places the organism in Eukaryota, Viridiplantae, Streptophyta, Magnoliopsida, Poales, Poaceae. The record is from RefSeq and is a predicted model, not a curated record.